AUGUUGACAGAACAAAAGGAAGAAAACUUAAACCUGAAUCAGAUCGCAUGUGAAACAAAUAACUUUGGUCUAUCCUGCCAACAAACCUGUUCCCCCGAGGUGAACUGUACUGGACAUGGACGGUGCAGCGGGUGGGACGGGGAGUGCAUAUGCCUUGAGGGGUGGGGCGGGGCGCGGUGCGGAGAGGCGACGGGAGCGGGAAGCGGAGGGUGCGACGGGGAGCACGGGGGGCCGGGCUGCCUAGCGUGCAGGGCGGGAGAGUACGGGCAGGGGUGCAACGAGUCGUGCAGCGCGAACGCGACGUGCUCGGGGCACGGGCGGUGCGGCGGGUGGGACGGGGAGUGCAUAUGCCUUGAGGGGUGGGGCGGGGCGCGGUGCGGAGAGGCGACGGGAGCGGGAAGCGGAGGGUGCGACGGGGAGCACGGGGGGCCGGGCUGCCUAGCGUGCAGGGCGGGAGAGUACGGGCAGGGGUGCAACGAGUCGUGCAGCGCGAACGCGACGUGCUCGGGGCACGGGCGGUACCACAAUGGAUUUUUCAAGCACGCCUAUAUAUGGACUGGAAUCAACUGCCACGUGGAUCUCACAGAUAGCGAGGGAGGAGCGUCGUCCACGACCCAGGCGAGUACGCCAGCGCCAAGCACGCCGUCUUGGCAGACAAGUGUUGACGGCUAUCUUGUCGGAAAUACUUCAAGCGCAGGCAUCGAGACAUCAGCGACGUGGGAGUCAUCGACUAGCACGCCAGUGCCGAGCUCGACAGAGCUAUCCAACGUGUCAUCAACGUCGACGACGACUGCGAUAGACAGCAAGCUGUACACGACGACGGGGGCAGGCGAGGGAGGAGCGUCGUCUACGACCCAGGCGAGUACGCCAGCGCCAAGCACGCCGUCUUGGCAGACAAGUGUUGACGGCUAUCUUGUCGGAAAUACUUCAAGCGCAGGCAUCGAGACAUCAGCGACGUGGGAGUCAUCGACUAGCACGCCAGUGCCGAGCUCGACAGAGUCGUACAACGUGUCAUCAACGUCGACGACGACUGCGAUAGACAGCAAGCUGUACACGACGACGGGGGCAGGCGAGGGAGGAGCGUCGUCCACGACCCAGGCGAGUACGCCAGCGCCAAGCACGCCGUCUUGGCAGACAAGUGUUGACGGCUAUCUUGUCGGAAAUACUUCAAGUGUAGGCAUCGAGACAUCAGCGACGUGGGAGUCGUCGACUAGCACGCCAGUGCCGAGCUCGACAGAGCUAUCCAACGUGUCAUCAACGUCGACGACGACUGCGAUAGACAGCAAGCUGUACACGACGACGGGGGCAGGCGAGGGAGGAGCGUCGUCCACGACCCAGGCGAGUACGCCAGCGCCAAGCACGCCGUCUUGGCAGACAAGUGUUGACGGCUAUCUUGUCGGAAAUACUUCAAGCGCAGGCAUCGAGACAUCAGCGACGUGGGAGUCAUCGACUAGCACGCCAGUGCCGAGCUCGACAGAGUCGUACAACGUGUCAUCAACGUCGACGACGACUGCGAUAGACAGCAAGCUGUACACGACGACAGGAACGUCGUCUACGACCCAGGCGAGUACGCCAGCGCCAAGCACGGCAGUGCCGAGCUCGACAGAGCUAUCCAACGUGUCAUCAACGUCGACGACGACUGCGAUAGACAGCAAGCUGUACACGACGACAGGAACGUCGUCUACGACCCAGGCGAGUACGCCAGCGCCAAGCAUGCCUUCUUGGCAGACAAGUGUUGACGGCUAUCUUGUCGGAAAUACUUCAAGCGCAGGCAUCGAGACAUCAGCGACGUGGGAGUCGUCGACUAGCACGCCAGUGCCGAGCUCGACAGAGCUAUCCAACGUGUCAUCAACGUCGACGACGACUGCGAUAGACAGCAAGCUGUACACGACGACAGGAACGUCGUCUACGACCCAGGCGAGUACGCCAGCGCCAAGCACGGCAGUGCCGAGCUCGACAGAGUCGUUCAACGUGUCAUCAACGUCGACGACGACUGCGAUAGACAGCAAGCUGUACACGACGACAGGAGCGUCGUCUACGACCCAGGCGAGUACGCCAGCGCCGAGCUCGACAGAGCCGAUCUCGACAGAGCUAUCCAACGUGUCAUCAACGUCGACGACGACUGCGAUAGACAGCAAGCUGUACACGACGACGGGGGCAGGCGAGGGAGGAGCGUCGUCUACGACCCAGGCGAGUACGCCAGCGCCAAGCACGCCGUCUUGGCAGACAAGUGUUGACGGCUAUCUUGUCGGAAAUACUUCAAGCGCAGGCAUCGAGACAUCAGCGACGUGGGAGUCGUCGACUAGCACGCCAGUGCCGAGCUCGACAGAGCUAUCCAACGUGUCAUCAACGUCGACGACGACUGCGAUAGACAGCAAGCUGUACACGACGACAGGAGCGUCGUCUACGACCCAGGCGAGUACGCCAGCGCCAAGCUCGACAGAGUCGUUCAACGUGUCAUCAACGUCGUCAAAUGUGACGAGUGCUAUGCAGUUUUUGCUUGAAACAACUCCAUCAGGUUCUUCAUUCUUCAAUUGGACUCAGUUCCUUAGUACAGCUAAACAAGACAACGAUUACUUUAGUUCCCUCAAACUGCUUGAGCUUCCGCACGACGAAUUGUUUAGGCUUACUGUCCUACAGCCUCAAUUCAUCAAAGGACUGGAGGCAUUUGGUGUUUCAUGGAAAGUUUCCAUCAGUUUUGGUGGUGGGUCACUUCAGAUGUUCCGAAAUUUUCCUGUAUUGGACAGCAACGGCCUCCUGACUGUAGACACGAUUGCAUUCCUGAAUGGAGACUCUAAAUGGAUUGUCCAGAUCUCGGCUGAUCAGCAUAAUUACACCACGACGCUAUUUGAAUUGGAUAUCCACGUCGUUCCAGUCAAUGAUGCCCCUGCAUUUGAUAUGCCAUCCUCGGUCUCCAUACUUGAGGACUCUGGUCUUACUCAAAUCUCACACUUUGCCACCAAUAUCAGUGCUGGACCUCUCAAUGAGCAGUGGCAGCAGGUAUAUUUCGUGAUGUCUCCUUGGAAGUUCAGUGAUGCUUCACACUUCAAACUUGUGCCAAUGUUGUUUUCUAACGGUACUCUGCAAUUAUGGCCAGCCGAUGAUUACUCUGGUGACACAAUAUGGAAUGUUUCGUUGAUGGACAAUGGUGGAACUGACAAUGGUGGACAAAACAUUUCACUUCCCCGGUUGUUGACUGUACUCGUUCUUUCGGUGAAUGACAUGCCUUACUUUAGCAUUCAACCCGUCCUAGUCAUUCCAUCUAACUCCAAUUACAUGACAAUGGCACGUGUGGUGUUCAAUAUCAGCUCCGGAGCACUCAACGAGGCGGAUCAGACGCUGAGCUUCGACCUUGUGUCUGCUUCAAGGUGGGAUAACCUUUCUCUGACGCUGACUCCCAAUGGAACCCUCAUUCUACAGAACUUCAAGGGUCUUGAUGCCAAGGUGGUUGUGUUGGUGACCUUGACUGACGAUGGUCUGAUGGCUGCAAACGACUCUCUGACAUCACAACCGCGAAACUUGACGAUUUACUUCGUGGCAUCACCGCCGCCACCGUCUACCUUGAUGUCAUACAAGAAAGACUUCGCCAUUGUCGAAGUGGUGUGGACUCAUGGAUGGAUUGAAGACAGCUAUAGUGGAAUUUCGAACCAAUUCAAUUUUUCUUUUGUUGUCACCAUUGUAGAGUGUAAAACAGAUGCUUGUGUGCCUUCAGAGCUUUCCGUCAGUCCUAGGGAUUGCUCGAACGGAUCUUGUAUUAUAGAUUUAAGGCUGACAAGCUGGAAGAGCUUUUACAGCGUUUCAGUUCAAGCAAAGAACCUCGUUGGAUCCAGUUCUCCGCAGUCAGUCAAGUUUGCGGGCACUUUUGCGAUUGAUGUAUCUUUACCUUUCAUUAGCUCUCUUCAGUUCAACUUCAGCUCAACAGCAUCCGAAUCAAUUCUUCUUGUGCACCUUCUUCCCCCUGAAAGCAACAACAGCGGAUCACAGCACAUCACUGAAUAUGAAUUCGAACUUUGCCGUGCAAUUGCAGACGUGAAUGAGUCAGAUUGCGUCUCCUUCACUGAAAUCAAUCCACACAGUGAGACUCAAACCUCGGACUACACCUUCACUUUCCUUAUCUCGUGGUUGAACUAUAGAGAGUCUGAAUUCUUCGUGAAAAAUUCAUCUCGUAAAAUUUUGCUCAUCAGAGGGCAGAACGUGUCCAUCAGAGCAAGGGCGAUUUACAGCAUUAUCAUAGGGCCAUGGUCAUUUCCAUACAACUUUCGAGUUGCGGGGAAGCCCAAUUCUACCAUUGGAUUGUCAACGAGAGAGACUGAUGCCGUUCAUGUCCUAUUGACAUGGAGUCUUCCUGCUGACACUGGGUAUGGAGAUGAGGCAAUGCCGCUGACCUGUUUUCAGAUCACAGCAGCUACUUGUGCAGACAUGAGCGAGCGAUGUGUGGUGUGGAGAAAGUGUCUGGAUCUGCAGUUUCUUUUGACCGCUGAUGGUCAAUUCCAGUACUCCUUUACAAAUACUUCGUUGAAGAACCCAGGAACUUACUUCUUCAUGGUGUGCCCAGUAAAUGAGCUCGGCCCUGCGGUUGAUUGCGAGACGUCGAAGUCGGACUUUAACAUCCUGCCAGUUAUCUUUUCACCGUCAUCUGUCCCAGUCUACUUCAUUCUGCGUAAUUCAACCACAAGGACUUUUGAUGUGUGGUCAGGAGAUCAGGUGACAAAGGACUUGAGUUUGAUACUGACAAGCUUGCCACUCCAACUGUCUUGGGAGGAAUUGGCUAUCUCUCUUGUCAUCCCCAACCUGACAAUCUCACUUAAUGCCACGGACUGGGCAUUUGACCUGAGAUCUGCUUUUUUCACCAUCCACCUUAGUCGAAUCCUUGGCAGUCAAGUUUUGUUCUCAGCAUUCGCAAACUCGGUGAAGGGAAACUUGCAAGUAUCUAUUAAGCAGAAUCCAUGGAAAAGAGUGGCUUUACCCAUUGAGAUCAAUACAGGGUACCCCCAGAUCGUCUUUGAAAGCAUCAGUCCGUCUUCGGGAGAGAUGGCGGGAGGUUAUUUUGUGAAUAUCCAGUUGAGGGAUUUUCUGGGGCCAAGGACCAGGUAUUCUGCUGGACUGUACAAUCUGUACACCGCAAGCAUCUCAACAAUCCAAGUUUUCUUUCGAUCGGAUGGUGUGUAUAGGCAAUCUCAAUACUUCACUCUCACUAAACAGACCGCGGGAACUUCCAACUCUUAUGAUUUGUUCGUACUCUCCAUUUUUGUGCCUGUGGCUGCUAAAGAGGGAGUUGCCGACAUCGUGAUGUACAUAUCAGGAAACCUUGCUGUCGCAAGUGACAUUUCUUUCCUGUUCGUUGGCAUGAGCAUAGUAUCUGUCUCACCAAACUCCGGCAUGAUUAACCCUGGAUCUGCCGGUCAGUCAAUAAGCAUGGUCAUCAACGGUGCCACAAGUGCAAUCUCUCUCAACAUUUCCCUCGCAGGUGUAAACUGUAAAGUCAACGGCUGGGUGAUCCUUGGAACAAAGGUCUCUAUUGACGUCCUUCUCCCUGAAUUGCCCACGUCAAAAGCUGGAGACUUGGAGUUAGUGGUCAAAUACCCAGGAGGAAAGCUAAAUAGUACCUGGAACUACAUUCUUCCUCCUUCACCUUACAUCGUGUACUCCUCCUUUGCCAUCGAUGGUGUCUCGAAGUUUUGGCUACAAACCGGAAAGUCUCACGUGAUUUCGUUCCAAAUCAAGAACCUCAGACCGAAGUAUGGGUGGUCCUUUGACAAUCUCCAACUCAUUGUAGAGAGGGAGUACAAUUGCACGUUUCAGAACGUUGGGGAUUCGGUCCUUGUGAAUUUCGCGAUCGAAGCUUUGCAGGCAGGCGACAGGAUCCCUUUGAGUGUAGUUGUGUUCUAUCAGUCAGAAAGGGUUGGGGAGGUAACGACCUCAGACUUUCCAUCCGGUCAAAGCAAAGUCCUACUAGAAUUCCGACAAGGAUUCACCCCUGCCGUCGUAGACUACUUGCCGAGUGAAGGUCCUUCUCGAGGAGGAACUUUCGUCGUCAUGGGAAUCACAAAGAUUGGAGCGUUCACUUCGCAAGGAUAUCAGAUUCUUCCGGAAGUCAGGGUUGGCUCUGAUUCUGUUCCCGUCACGAGUUUCUGGUUGAUCCCUCUUCAAAGCUGGAUCAAUCAAGACAGCACCUACAACCAGAUCAUGGUCUCAUCUAAUGUUUGGAACAACAUGACCAACACGACUCGGACCCUGUUUUCGAAGUACAAGAACGUUAUCACGACCUCGGAACAAUACGUCCAGAAUGAACUCAUGACGGAUGCUUCUGUCAUGAAAGAUUAUAUGAUAAUGGUCCUCAAGACACCACAACUGAACGUGACCAAACAAACGCGCGCUUUGAUUACAAUAUCUUUUGGAAACAAUUUCAAUUUUAGCAUCUCUGCAAACUUCACAUACGUGCCUGACAACUUGAAUGACCCGAUCAAGGUCAACAGCAUAUCCACAGACUCAAACUCGCUCAGUUGCAGUUUGGAAGGAGGAUGUACUGUACGAGCAAGCUUGUCGAACUUUCCUAUCGUUUACACUGUGAAAGACUUGGUCGUGCAGAUGGACGUCCGAAUUUGGCCCCUGUUGAUCCUGUCGGAUUCUUCGGAAACUCAGAUUGAGUUUCAGGUCCCACAAGCAUCCAAAGAAGGAGUCACUUCGAUCAUUAUCAGAUCAUCUUUCUCUUCUCAGAACGCUGUGGCGAUCCCUUUCACUUACAUCGAUACGAACAAGCCCGAGAUCUCCUAUACAAGCCCAACAUGGAGUUACUCUGAUGGCGGGCAGAUGGUCACAAUUUUCCUGAGCAAACUUCCGUCGUCUAUCCCUCAAAACGAGUUCUACGUGAACGUGCAGGGCAGCUUGAAUAGCGUCUUGUUGAACUACAGCAGCUUUACUGUUGGAUCAGUUGGCUCGAUCGUAGGGAAAAUCACCUUUAUAUUACCAGCAUGUCAACCUGGACCAGUCAGCGUUUCUGUAAAGGCGGCUCAGAAGGUUUCGAAUUCUUUAGUUCUGCAAUGCCAAGCAAUCCCGACGACUCCGCCUCUUGUCGACUCAUUCAAACGAGAAAAUCAAUGUACGAAGCAAGAAAUCGUCCAAGUAAAACUCAAGAAUUUUAGGGUUGUGAGUGGUCCAAGCGAAGUUGCGUUAUCGUUUGCUCAGAACACUAACGUCAGUGCCAGCACAAUCCCAAAUUUCAUGGUCAUGUCAGACUUGUCGAAUACUUUCAUGCAGUUUCCAUAUGACGCUACACAAUAUAGUUCAGGAAACGUGAAGGUCUGGGCAACUAGACAGCCGAACUUCAUGAUCGCUUUGAGCACACCAUGCGUUGUACAACAAGCAAUCACGCUGAGCUACGUCAUUCCUUCCUGGGUUUAUUCGGCUCGAUCCACCAAGAUGAUGGCGGCCAUCAAUGAUUAUGGUAUCUACACCAACAUCACACAGAUCAAAGUGUUGUCCACCCUAAACGCAACCACAUCUUCAGUGGUUUUCAACCGAGUCAUCUCUGGUGGGGAGAAUCUUUUGAUGGUGAAUUUCAUCCUCAUCGCAAAUUUGGCUCAAGAGCACAAUCUGACAGUGAUUGGUUGCAACCUCGGGGUUUGUAACAAGAAGAUUCUAGAGUUUCAAGUUUCAGUGCGGACAGACUUGAACCCAGUAGUGAGCAAUUUUAAUCCUCAAUCGUGCAGAUUUUAUGGAGGAACUGAAAUGGCCAUCGAAGUCGACAACUUGGAUCAGAACAUCACCUCCGUCCUUGUUGACUUUGGGAAGAAUGUUUCGGCAAAAUCGAUUCAAGUCCUUGACAAGAGCACAAAGAAGAGUUUAGUGAAAGUUGAUAUUCCUUCAACUAAUUAUCCCAAAACAAUUCUACUGUCUCUUUUCAUCUUGUCACCUAUCAAGCAGUGGAAGAUAGCUUUCCCGACUCAGUUUGAGUACGCUGUUGCACCAUUGCCCGCGAUCCUCAAAUUGUUCCCGACAGAAGCAUAUGUGGAAACUUCUUCAAACAUCAGGGUGCUUAUUCAGAAUUUUCCUCCUGUCUCUUCGCCCUCGGACUUCGUCAUACAAUUUCUGAUGAAUGACGGCACAAUGUUGAGUACUGCGGUGCAGCGAUUGGAACUGAAGGCUCAAGCCACUUCUGACCUGCCAAACGUGCAAAUAGACUUCCAGUCGCCAAAUCAGAAUCAAGCACAAACAGGUUUGGCAAACAUGAAGAUUGUUAAGAUUGAGUUGUUGGAUUCUUCACCUGUAUUGUCGUCAAGAGCCAUGGGAGGGUUGAACGUCCCCAUGUCAAAAGCAAGCCAGAUACGAAUCGUCGCAGAGAACGUGGUCGCAUCCGCUCAGUACUCCGCAAAGGUUUUUUUGCAGGAUAGUCUUGUUACGAUUGUACAUUCUUCCGUAGACCAAAUUGCAAAUUCUGGAGCUUUCAUCAUCAUUGUGCCGCCAAGUGACUCGGCAUCAUCGGUGUUGGGGUUUGUCUCUACGACAGGCUUGCCAACUAGUCAGUCAUGUUCGACUUCAUGUUGUUCGAGGCAGAGCUGCUUGCAGGAAUGCGGCUCUGGAUUCGUCUGCUUCUCACUUUCUUACUACGACGAUAUCCAGCCGACAGUCGAGAUUUUGACCGAUGCUCAGGGUCCAGAUGUUGGCGGUGACUUCGUAGACGUCAUUGUAUAUCGCUAUCCUACAAUUGGCAGCGCAAAUGAUGUUUCGGUGACUUUCACUGACAGCUCCGGGCAAAUCUUUGCUUUCGGCACCGUCUUCCUGUUGUACUCCAACGAUCAAGAGACGAAGUUGUCGAUCAAGACCCCAGCAGUGAAUCUGAAUGGGCUCGCUUCCAACGUCUUUGACGUCUCCAUCUUGGGACCGGUUGACCUCACCCUUCAAUACACUUACGUCGCUACUUCACCCUUGGUCGUGUCAGGAUCUGUACUUCCAUCCCAAGGAAAGUCUAGCGGAGGAGUAGAAGUGUAUCUUCAGAUCAUGUACUUCCCGUUUCCAUCUCAGGUUUCAGUCAGUUUUGCAGGAAACCUCCUCGACGACACAGCUGUGACAGUGGAUGCUUCAUCCACGCCUGUCAAGACUGUGCUCAGCUUCGUCACUCCACAGACACAGCCGGGAAGUGUUCUAGUCACAGUGUUUCCUAGCACAUGCCCUCUGCCGUGCGUGGAUGCCGUGACAUUUGACUUCAAUCAAAUCAGCGAAGCGCAAGUAGCUCUCGUUCCCCCGGUGCCUGUCUCAUGCCCGAACAAAAACUCGUUGGUUCCUCCAAUCAUCUUGGGCAACUUUCCAAGCGGAUAUGAUGUAGCGAGCAUGACUGUGACUGUGAUCGAUGGAGGCGGCACGAGGUUUCCUUCAUCAGUUUCUUCAACGCAGCGGAUUGAUGCAGCAAGCGUUCAGAUCUCUGUGACCUUGCCUCAGAAUUUGAUGCCUGGACAACACACGGUCGAGCUGCAGUUUCAACCUGUUUCUGCAGUCAUCUUGACCUUUACCAUUGACAUUUACGACCCGACUUCUGUCCGCUUGCUCGGCAUCGAUCCAGUUGCAUUGCCGACCUCCUUCUUCCUAUGGGGAAGAGCUGUCGCAGUCGAUGUCUUGGUUUCGGUGCUGUGCGCCAACUGCCCUCAGGGGCUGAAGACUACUGACGUAACGGCCAUGUAUGACGGCAAUAUGGUCAGCCUGCUUUCGAUCCGAGAUGUCUCCUCGUGUUCUCCGUCUGCUAUCGACUGCAAUCGAACUUCCUUCCAAGUCCAGCUCAGCUCUGGUCUCACCGCAGGGUCAAAGUCCCUCAUCAUCACUAGCAACCUGGCCAAGUUCCAGUUGACCACGGCGAUCUCGUCGCAAGAGUCCUGCAAUUGGGACUCGUACUGCAACUCGUUCGCGUUGACCAGCGACGCUCUCUCUCUGCUAGAUAGACCGAUAUCGGGUCAGACAUGUAGCUUGCAAUUCUGCAUCGCGUCGCAUGACAUUCCGGACUUGAGCAUACUCUCCGCCUCGCCGUCUUCAGGACCAGAAGCUGGAGGAACCUCUGUGAAGAUUCAGCUGCAGUCCCUCAACGCGAUGGAUACAUCAGACAUCUUCGUGACAUGCAACAAUCAAUUCAUCAGCGUAGACAGGCUGGACUACAGCAACAAGGUCAUCUACAUAUCGACACCGUCAUAUGACGGCAGCAAGAGGUCAGUAGUGAUCACGGUCAAGUCAACAGGAGGAGCUGUAAGGUCUGCAUCCUUUACCUUCACUUAUGUCGGGAGUGGACCGCUGACGGUGCUGUCUGUGUCUGCUCGUGAGGUAGCACGUUCCAUGGAUCUCGAUGUCCUCGUCUCGUUGAAGAACUUCCCCAAGCUUGACUUUCCCUUCAACAAGUCGAGGGUUUCGUUCGUCUUGCAGGACUUCGACGUGAGAAUCAUCGCGAGCUCGAUCGUCAGCUCCACUUCUGAUGGCACUGUGGCAGCCCUGAAAGUGUCUCCCAUUCAAAACGGUCAAUGGCCGAUGGGAUACUUGCAAGUGAGGGUGUUUGAGACUUCAAGUGCUGGUCAGAACGAAGCAACUUUCAAAGUUCUGGUUAUCGAUGAUCCUACCCCAACCGUCAGCUCCAUCUCUCCUGAAGAGAUAGAUUGCUCAGUCUCAAAUAAUUUCGUUCUUGGUAUCAAAAAUCUCCCUCCGCUUGUGCGAUCGACGGACCUCAUUGUGUAUGUGGAUCAAUACCCGAUGACGGUCAAUCUGUUCCAGUCGCAAGGCCUCGUUGCAACCGUGAAAUUGGGUCUCAGCGCAAUCCCGUCCUGUAAGAUUGGAAACAACAUCCUGAGCAUACGUUCCCUUACCGACAGUCGAAUCAACAUCAACACAACUGUUGCGUUCAAGGCGAACACAUCUUCCAAGCUUCUUCUGUAUCAGCCAACAUCUUUCUACCUGGGGCAAAGUCGAGAUGUGGAGAUCUAUCUCGACAACUUUCCCUCGGCUGCAUGUGUUGACUGCGUGCAAGAAGCUUACCAGUCCUUGUUUGUCUGUGACGGGAAAAACGGAACGUUGAAAAGCGUGAGGGUGUCUCAAGGAAAGACUAUCAUUGUUGCCACUCUUCCCUUGUUCAAGUUUCCUGGGACAAUCAGCUGUUCGCUCUCCUCAUCAACGAAUUCGGUUGCCUUCCAGGUCAGCUUGGUCCCGCCCAGCGUUACCAUCUCCCCUAUCGAUGGACCUCAGAGUGGAGGGUCGCAGAUCACCGUCGUUGCCGUUGGGUUUGACGCAACACUUCCAGAGCAGCUUGCCAUUACAGUGGGGGGCUCAACAGCUAAUAUUGUGAGCGUACAGCCCACGUUCUACCAGCAGGUGUUUCCUGCUGUUAGAGUUGUUGCUGUUGCUCCUACUGCCCCCAACGUCGGAGUAGUCAGUUGCUCCAUCUCCUCUAUCUCCGCACUUUCUCAGCAGUCCUUCACUUUCCAGUACUUUCAGCUUCCUUCCAUUGAUUGGGUUCGUCCUAACGUGGCUACUGUGAACGGCAAAACCAAAUCAGCCGAUGGCCGGAGUGCAAGGUUCAAACUUUCAAACUUUCCACCUCUGAAUGGACCCGAAGACCUGGUGGUUCUGUUUGACGGCAUGGAGUGUAUCAGCACCUCCUGCUACGUUGCGGACAUUCAAAGCGCGUCGGAUCACUACAUAGUUACCGUGCGAGUGCCGCCGAGGUCAAGCGGAGACAAGGUUGUGUCUUUCGCCUUCCGAAACUCCUUGCAAUCCUCAGCCAUCCGAUCUAACAGAGUUGCAACCACAACAUUCCAGUACGUCAAACCAUCACCAGCCAUUUCAUCCAUACUUUGGUGUGCUGUCUGUAACACUGGCGACGCUUGCAUGCUGUAUCGUCGAUGCGGCGACUCUUCCUCCCCUCUCGUGUCAGAAGCAGACUCGAACGGGAAGGGCGUCGUCACGUUUGUGGUUGACAAUCAAGAGUUUGCCUCGGGGGCGUCAGCGUCGGCUUCUUUGAACAACGUGGCGUACCUGCAGUUUCAACGGGUCGCUUUCGCCGCAUCGGAUGGCUCGCGUUUGGAGCUCGAGUUCAAGAUGCCCAAGUUGAGCAUGUCAGGACAGCUUUCGGGUGAACUGACGUUGAACAAUCUCGGCUUGACCGUCAACAUUCCGUUCCAAAUCAAGCUCUUCAACAGUCAGAUCUUGAUCUCCUGCUACGAGGACGUCUACUCCAUUUGUGCUGGCAGUUACACAGGCCCAGGGCCCGUCAAGGUCCGAUUGACAAACUUCCCGUAUUCCCAAGGAGGACUCAGUUUCGUCGAUUCGAUCGUCGUCACUUUCGGCUACGUGCAGGCAACUUCACUCCGCCUCUUGAGCUUCAACAUGACAGACGCAGUGUUGGAGGUUCAACCCCCGACAUGCUCCAACUGCCCCUUUUCCAACGGAAGGAGCUCGGUGGACCUGUCAGUUGCUCUCCGAGCUGAUUCUUCGACCAAAGCCACGACGACCUACAGCUACUGGAAGGCGCCAGAGGUCACAAGCGCCUCGUUCGAUUCCAAGGGGAUAUCGAUAUCCGUCUUAUUCGAUCAGGCUGUGAGGGUGGUAGACGCCAGUGGCAGCAGCUCUUGCCCUCUGCUCGACGAGACCAUGAGAUCUCUUGGAGGCAGCGCUCAAUGCUCGUGGACGACUUCAAGUCAGCUGCAGAUCAGUCUCGACAGCACAGCUUCUGUUGUCCCAGGCUCGGUCUUGAGGUUUCAGGACGGAGCUCUCGCGCCGAUUUACGAAUUCGAAUCCAACAGGCUCUUGUCCUCGACUGUGAAGGCUCCAGCAUUUCCAGUUGCGCUCUCCGUCUCCCUCAAAGGUCCUUCCACCGUCGACGCCUGCUCACCUUUGCAGCUGCAAGCCGAGGCUUCAAGUCAGCGGCCUGUGCUCUUCAGCUGGGACUGCAGCAACGACGAUGCGCUCAAGUCUGCCAUCUCGGGAGUUACGAGCAGUAACCUGACGUUCACGGCCGGAACUCCAGAGCUGCAAGUGUUCGACAAGACCUACGUAUUGUCGGUAACCGCCACUGACUUCUUGGGAACCGUUUCAAAACCCGUCACGCUGAGGGUAUUGAAGCGACGAGCUCCGUCUCCCGUCAUCUCUUUCUCACCGCCCUACAUCUCCACCACUCAGAAUGCAGAUGUCAAGGUCUUGGCUGAGAUUCAGUUCUCCUCCUGCCCGGUAGAGCAGUCUGGCUUUCAAUUUGCGUGGGGUCAGACGGCAGGGCCGUCAGUUGAUCCCCAAUACUUCAACUCAUCUCUGCCCCAGCUCUACAUCCCUGCUGGAGUGCUUAAAGCCGGCAGCUCUUACGUCUUCGAGUUCACAGCGAGCAUGACGGUAGAUGCCUCUAGAACUGCCAAGGGCUCCAUCACUGUCGACGUUCGCAACCAGCAGCUCGUCGCUCUCAUCUCGGGAGGCUCGCACAUCCAGUCGUCAUCCCUUCGCAACUUGGUCUUGGACGCGUCGUCGUCACGAGAUCCUGAUCAGAGCUCUACAGCAGCUUCUGGCCUCGUCUUCUCCUGGACUUGCUCGGUUUGGGAUGGUUUCUCCGCGCAAGGCUGCAGAGAUUCGAACAACAACGUGCUCAGCCUCCCCUCGUCCUCCAUCGUCACCAUCGCGCCUGGCACGUUGCCGGUGCUGGCGGGCAUGGAGUACAUCUUCAACGUCACAGUGAGCCUGCCCAACCGCAUCCCCACGUCCUUCUCGAUGCCAGUCACCCUCUACGAGGAGCCCAUCCCCACCGCCAGCAUCGACUUCCAGGGAGGCACCAGAGGAGCCGAUGGCUCUCUUUAUGUCGCCAGCGUGGGACGAAAGCUCUUCUCGGGCGCCUGCGACCCGGCAUCCUCCUCCUACCAGUGGGCCAUGAUGGCGGAUUCAGUCAGCGUGCCCAUAGGCAACGACACGUCCAACUUCCCGAUGGGAGCUCAGGGACCGACGUUCAUCGUUGCCUCCGACUACUUCCUUCCCGCAGUCUCUUACAGCCUCUCGCUCACUUGCUCGGCCAACGGCUUCGUGGGCCGCGCGUUCCUGUCCAUGUCGGUCCUGCAGCCUCCGUAUGGUGGGGCCUGUGAGGUGUGCGUGUAUGAUGACGCGGCAGGAGCUUGUCAGGCGGGCUCAGCAGGAACCGUCUCCUUCUCUCCAUUUGAAACCGUCAGGUUCUACUGCAGCGGAUGGGCGAGCAGCAACGAACCUCUGCAGUAUCGCUUCGGGGUUUCUUACAACGAGGGGACAGAAACCGACUGGCAGGCUUACUCCACCGCCUCCUACAACGACAUCCCAUGCAUCAAGGCGGGAACGAUGUUGCUGCUGGUGCAGCUGAAAGACGCCCUGGGCUCCGAGAACAGCAUGGUAAGAGCGCCAGGCAGGAUAGGAUCCGUCACCAGCUGGAAGAGAGUCCGUGUGUCGAAUGGAAGGGAAAGAGGAAGAAGGUUGUUGUCCAACCAGACGGGCCUGGACUGGACGAAGCUGGGAGGCAUGAUCACCUCAGCCAUUCGACGAGGCCAGUGGGACGAGAGCUCACUGCUCAUCGGAGCUGGUUCGGAACAAGCCUCGUUGGAGUUGGACUCAGGGAUCCUUGACUACAGCUCGUGGCUCAAGUCCACGGAGACUCUGAUCUCCAGCCUAGUCAGCGCAGCCAACAUUGCCUUCUUUGACCCUGCGACUGCUUGCCAAGCUUUGAACAUCGGAAAGAACCUUCUGAAACAAAUCCCUUCCCUAUCUUCGGAAGACAUCACCAAAGUUACCUCACUAGUCAAGACGAUGAUCGACUCCAAGACCCUGUUCUCAGUCAAAACCCAGUUCGUCUGCGGUGAAUCAGCUCUGUCGCUCUACUCGUCGCUCUUUCAGAUCUUACAGGCGCAGGCUGCCAAUCAGACGUGGGUGGCCGCGUCGGUCAUGAAUAGCUUUGAGCAAGCGAUGUACAAGCUCAUGAAGUUGCAGUCAGCCUCGUUGUGGCCCGGAGAAUCUCCCAUCACCAUCUCCACCAACACCUCCCAGUACAAGAUCACCAGGAUGUACGCCAAGAACGUCGACAAAUUCGCUUCCACCGUCGGCCUUACAGGGGAGUUCGCGUUUCCCGAUAACCUCCAGCAGAGCCUCCAGCUAGGAGACAACGUGGUCAUUGAUGUGCAUAGCGACGUGAUGAGCAAUGCUGUAGACAUGGAGCCCUGGCGGCCGGUGUCGCCGCUGGUUUCUCUUUCCCUCUCCCUCUCGCAGGACCUGGUCCCCUUGAAGGUCAGGAACCUGAGUGCUCCCAUCCUCUUCGACCUCCCCGUCCUCACGGCGAGCGAUAGCUACCUCUGCGUAUACUGGAACGGCAGCGGGUACUCAGGGAUCGGCUGUCGGGUGGAGCGAGUCAACGUUGGGACGGUGACUUGCGCUUGCAACCACCUGACCUCCUUCACGCUGCUGCCGCCUGUCGAGCUUCAACCCUUGUCCCCUCUCUCCUCCGUGCCGACCCCGACCUUCACUGUCACUCAGGAGUCCAACGGCGACUCCCAGUACGUCGGUUACGUCGCCGUUAGGAUCCGCUGCAAUGCAUCGCAAGCCUACAUCAACUGGACAGUUGACUCGGUAACUCCAACGUGUCUCGUGCAGACAUCACUCAACUCCACCUGGUCGUCGGCGCUCCCAACGCAGCUUGCUGACGUCACCGUGUACAUCACGACCAACACGACUCUCAAGGCAGUCGCCUGCAUCGAUGGGCAUGCCAGCGAGUUUGCCGAGCAGUCCUUCCACGUUCUCCCAACCACGGAGCUGCUGCUGCGCCUGAGCUUCUCUGGCGUCUCGACCACUCAGCUCACAGAUGCUGUGCUGAACCAGCUCAAAAUUUUGAUAGCGAAAGACCUUGGAAUGCCCUCCUCGUUGUUGACCUUGAAGGACAUGGCGACGGCAUGGGUUCGAGCUCUGCACAACUACAAGCGAAGUCUGCACGCUGUCGUCGUCUUGGAGUGGGCAGUGAUUCCUCUUUCUCCUCAGUUCGCGGUUUCCUUCCAGCAGCUGGUGGAGGGUGUGGGAGCCUCUGGCUUCAGCUCCAUCUUUCAGCAGGUCGGCAUCCAGGUCUCCGUGGUCAAGUUGGAAGUCGGGAAGCAAGGGAACAUGACAGAGGUGCAGCUUUCUCCUGUCAGCACUACUCCGAUAGCAGGAGCAGGAGCAGGAGCAGGGGGAGCAGGAGCAGGGGGAGCAGGAGCAGCAGGAGCAGGAGCAGGAGGAGCAGCAUCGACACCGCCAGGGGUGGACAAGACAGCAGUGCCGUCGGGGAGCAGCUCGUCUUCGAAUGAGAGCACCAUGUGGAUCGUGAUCUACACGUGCAGCGCUGUGACCCUCUUCGCCGUGCUCUUGGCCUUGAAGAGGUACAGGAGGUACGUGCGAGACAAGAACAAGUCCAAAGUCGCCCCAACUGAGGACUCCUCGACCCCUGCCGAUGCUCCUUCCGAGACUCAAAGGGACGAGGACACGACGGCAGCGAUGGAGGAGGAUGAAGACAUGCCCGAGAUCCUCGUGACUCGAGCUGGUAGCUCUGGUUUCACGGCGAACGUGCUGGUGCAGCAGCUGUCGGAGGAGGGAGGAGGGGAGGGAGGAAGAGGAGAAGAGCAGGAGGGAGCAGCAGCUUCACACCAUGGAGUGGUUGACGCGAGCGGCAGACAGAGGAGGAAGUCAAAGAUAGCAGGGCGGUACAAGACGAACAUCAGGAAGAUCUUAGAGGAGAUCAAAGACGGCAACAAGGUAGAGCCUGAAGAAGCAGCUGGGGGUGAGGUGGACUUGCUGUCCAGCUACUCUCUCCCUCAGGUGGACGAGGAGGUUGCAGACAAACAGACGCAGGAGGCGGAGGAGAAGCUGACGCCUAUCGCUUCUGCUUGGACCGAAAUCGCAGAGAGCAACAAAGAUGAUGACGCGACGAAUGCCGUUGUGCCCUUCGAGAGGGACAGAGCUUAG
This is a messenger RNA of Guillardia theta CCMP2712, 16944 nucleotides long. RefSeq lists its product as hypothetical. The record is from RefSeq and is a predicted model, not a curated record. Bases 1 to 16944 code for a protein of 5647 amino acids. The transcript has 16 exons. Lineage: Eukaryota; Cryptophyceae; Pyrenomonadales; Geminigeraceae.